ACGAACGAAUCAUUUUGUACUCUCCAACAAUCCAUCGAACGAAACAUUCAAAAUAACUUCUUCACCGCGAUUUUGAUGUGACUUUCACAUAUUUUGAAAUGGUUAAGAAUUUUGCGAAAGCCAAGUUCUUUUCUUUUUGGUGUUUCUGGGUUUAUUGUGACAAUGGGAGCUGUGCAUUUUAGCCUUGUGAAGUUCAAUGGAGGUUUCUUAGUGUGUCUAUGGCUGUGGGGGAUGCUCUCGCUAUCCUGCGCAGCAGCGAGGUAUGGCUCUUCAAGGCAGAAGUUUGAGGUGAAGAAGCACUUGAAUAGGCUCAACAAACCUCCUGUUAAGACCAUUCAGAGUCCUGAUGGAGAUAUAAUCGACUGUGUUCCUAUCUCAAAGCAGCCAGCUUUUGACCACCCUUUCCUCAAAGACCACAAGAUUCAGAUGAGGCCUAGUUACCACCCUGAAGGGCUCUUUGAUGACAAUAAGGUAUCUGCAAAACCAGAGGGGAAAGAAACUCAUAUCCCUCAGUUGUGGCACCGGUAUGGCAAAUGUACUGAAGGAACGAUUCCCGUGAGGAGGACAAAGGAGGAUGAUGUGUUGAGAGCAAGUUCAGUCAAAAGAUACGGCAAGAAGAAGCAUAGGUCUGUUCCUAUUCCUAAAUCUGCAGAACCUGACCUCAUCAACCAAAAUGGUCAUCAGCACGCCAUAGCUUAUGUGGAAGGGGAUAAGUACUACGGAGCUAAGGCGACUUUGAAUGUGUGGGAGCCAAAGAUACAGAACACAAAUGAAUUCAGCUUAUCGCAGAUAUGGCUUUUGGGUGGUUCCUUUGGACAAGAUCUUAACAGCAUUGAAGCUGGCUGGCAGGUGAGCCCGGAUUUAUAUGGAGACAAUAAUACAAGACUCUUCACUUACUGGACUAGUGAUGCCUAUCAAGCUACCGGUUGCUACAAUCUUCUUUGCUCGGGUUUUAUUCAAAUCGAUAGUGACAUAGCAAUGGGAGCAAGCAUUUCACCAGUCUCUGGAUAUCGUAAUUCCCAGUACGAUAUUAGUAUUCUAAUCUGGAAGGAUCCAAAGGAGGGACAUUGGUGGAUGCAAUUUGGGAAUGGGUAUGUUUUGGGGUACUGGCCAUCAUUUCUGUUCUCCUACCUAACAGAAAGUGCAUCGAUGAUCGAAUGGGGAGGAGAAGUUGUGAACUCGCAGUCAGAAGGCCACCACACUUGGACACAGAUGGGAAGUGGUCACUUCCCAGAAGAAGGUUUCAGCAAAGCAAGUUACUUUCGGAACAUUCAAGUCGUAGAUGGAUCUAACAACCUCAAAGCACCAAAAGGACUUGGUACAUUCACCGAGAAGUCCAACUGUUAUGAUGUUCAAACCGGAAGCAAUGAUGACUGGGGACAUUACUUCUACUACGGUGGUCCCGGUAAGAACAAGAACUGCCCAUAAGCCGGGCAUGUGUAGUGUUACUCAGCUUGUAACUCUCUUUCAGUCUUGUGAAUUUCCUCCUUGGGUAGUAGUAUUAGGCUGUAGUAAAAAAAAAUGUCAAUUAGUGAUGUUAGUGUAAGCUCUCUAGAUGAUGGGAAGUUUUGAGGUUUGUCUGGUUUUUAACUUUAUGAUAAGGUGUUUGUUUGUAGUAGUCUCCAUGUAACUAGAUGGGGGGAAAGUAGUAGGUGUGACUUUAAGUUUCUUAAAAACUCAAAGAAACUUUGGCCCUUAGUAUCCCAUUGAUGUCACUUCUUUGUAUGUCCACUCUUUGAUCACUCAUUUCUUCACCAGAAAACUUGAUAAUUAAAUCGCCUCUUAAUGCUUUGUGUUUGCUUUCAAAUCCUCUUUGUCUCUCAACAUUGAAAGACAAAAGUGUCACUGGAGAUUUGAGUUUUAGCUUAGUUAAAUAACAAGUUCAUGUUCCA
This is a messenger RNA of Arabidopsis arenosa, 1892 nucleotides long. The record is from the annotation of a GenBank genome assembly. Lineage: Eukaryota; Viridiplantae; Streptophyta; Magnoliopsida; Brassicales; Brassicaceae.